AUGGCCGGUGAUGGGGGCGCAUUGAAGGAUAUCAAUGAAAUUAAAUCUCAGUUUCGAACCAGAGAAGGCUUUUACAAGCUGUUAACGCUUUCCGACUCACAACAACGAGGCGGGCUACCUCGGGGUCCCUCUACCACCAACUCCUCUCCACCGGGUUUCCUCCCCCCGGUUCGGGUCUCUAUGGUGAAGCUUCAGCCGGAGGACCCAAGUGAGGAUUCUGAACGAGUGUGCUUCAACAUCGGCAGGGAACUUUAUUUCUACACCUACACCAAUAUCAAAAAGGCGGUGGACCUGAGUAAGCCCAUAGAUAAACGGAUCUAUAAAGGCACCCAGCCCACCUGUCAUGACUUUAACCAGUACUCUGCCACUGCAGACAGCGUGGCCCUGAUCGUGGGCUUUUCCGCUGGACAGGUGCAAUACCUGGACCCCAUUAAGAAGGAGACCAGCAAGCUUUUCAAUGAGGAGCGUUUGAUUGACAAAUCAAAAGUUACGUGUUUGAAAUGGCUGCCCAAGUCGGAGAACCUGUUCCUGGCAUCCCAUGCGAGCGGACACCUGUACCUGUACAACGUGGAACACCCAUGCGGCACGACGGCACCUCAGUAUUCUCUGCUCAGGCAGGGCGAAGGGUUCGCCGUGUACGCCUGCAAGACGAAGACGCCCCGAAAUCCACUGCUGCGCUGGGCGGUGGGCGAGGGGGGGCUGAAUGAGUUCGCCUUCUCCCCCGACGGGGUGCACGUGGCCUGCGUGGGGCAGGACGGCUGCCUGCGCGUCUUCCAUUUCGACUCCAUGGAACUCCAGGGGGUGAUGAAGAGUUAUUUCGGAGGUUUGCUGUGCGUGUCGUGGAGCCCCGACGGGAAGUACCUGGCCACGGGCGGGGAGGACGACCUGGUGACGGUCUGGUCGUUCGCCGAGAGCCGCGUGGUGGCCAGAGGUCACGGCCACAAGUCCUGGGUCAACGUGGUGGCCUUUGAUCCUUUCACAACCAGCCUGGAGGAAGAGGAGCCCCUGGAGCUCAGCGGCAGUGAGGAGGACCUCCAGCAGGGGUCGGUGCAUUUCGGCCGCGUUCGAACGAGCAGCACCCUCUCCCGCCUCUCCCGUCACAGCUCCAAGGGAGGCACUCCGUCCGUCUCGUACCGGUUCGGCUCGGUCGGCCAGGACACGCAGUUCUGCCUGUGGGAUCUGACGGACGACGUCCUGUAUCCUCGUCUUCCCCUGUCGCGAGCGCUCACCAACACCUUCAGCUCCACCCUCCCGCCCUCCGUCAGCGGCAGCGUCAACAACACGGGUGGAGGAGUGGAGGGUCACCAUCACCCCUCCAACCCCCACCAGCCCACGCUUCCUUUACCUCUCCCGCGUUCGCUCUCGCGCUCCAACUCUCUUCCCCACCCUGCCGUGGCUAACACUUCCAAAAGCCAGGGGGCGUCUGAGAGCUCCGGCGGCACAGGAGGGGGCGGCAGCGGCGGGGGGAACGCUCCUUUCAGCAUAGGUCGGUUUGCCACGCUGUCGCUUCAGGAACGCAAGUCGGACAAAUCGGUGGGCGGCGUGGAGAAAGAGCACAAACGCUACCACAGCCUGGGAAACAUCAGCAAGAGCAACGACAAGAUCAACGUGGCGCCGCGUAGCAACCGUCUGGAUGCUUCCAAGGUGCUUGGCACUACGCUCUGCCCGCGGAUGAAUGAGGUGCCCAUGCUGGAGCCGCUGGUGUGUAAGAAGAUCGCCCACGAGAGACUCACGGUGCUGGUCUUUAUGGACGACUGCAUCAUCACGGCGUGCCAGGAGGGACUCAUCUGUACCUGGGCACGACCGGGGAAAGCGCAUCCUCCCCAGACGCUGGCGACACAGAACGGAAACUCUCCAAGCGGGACGGUGGUAUAGCCCCGAAUCCAGCGCCUGAACUUUGCACUCAGCCCCCUUCCCCAUCCUGCACUGACUUCACUUCCUGUUCCUGAGGCCUGACUUCCUGUUGAACCAGGCCAGGAGCUGGGCUAGCACAGCGCUA
Messenger RNA from Chanos chanos (milkfish), 1999 nucleotides. Its product is annotated as WD repeat-containing protein 20. The coding region runs from base 1 to 1875 and encodes 624 amino acids. Gene Ontology annotation, molecular function: protein binding. Lineage: Eukaryota; Metazoa; Chordata; Actinopteri; Gonorynchiformes; Chanidae. The transcript is spliced from 5 exons. The record is from RefSeq and is a predicted model, not a curated record.